Molecule: messenger RNA, 408 nt
Organism: Rattus norvegicus (Norway rat)
Lineage: Eukaryota; Metazoa; Chordata; Mammalia; Rodentia; Muridae
Gene: Wfdc13
Product: WAP four-disulfide core domain 13
Source: RefSeq, a predicted model, not a curated record
UCUCAGAGCCUCUCUCUCUCUGCCUUCUCCUCCCAGCCGAGUCUGGCAAACCUGACCUCCCUCAGCCAGGACUUACCACCCAUCCUGAGAGCGCCAUGACACCUGUGCCACCUUUCCAGCUCCUGUUGGUGCUCAGCCUGGCACCACAGCUGGUGCCUGCAAGUCCCAAGCAAUACUUUCUGAAGUAUGUCUUGGAACCGCCGCCCUGCAGAUCAGAGCCUGACAUCUGCGACACCUUCUGUACGGAGCAGGAGGAGUGCUCACCAAAUCUUCAGUGCUGUUCUGCCUACUGUGGGAUAGUGUGUACCUCAAACCAAGCCCCAGUGGUUGGGGUCUCCUGAGGGUCUCCUCUCCCAGCCCUGGCACCAGAGCUGUUGGCAGAGGACGACAGUAGAGCCUCGAGCCCAU